This is a messenger RNA of Suncus etruscus (white-toothed pygmy shrew), 2848 nucleotides long. RefSeq names its product leucine rich repeat containing 8 VRAC subunit C (gene LRRC8C). Gene Ontology annotation, molecular function: protein binding. Lineage: Eukaryota; Metazoa; Chordata; Mammalia; Eulipotyphla; Soricidae. Bases 95 to 2506 code for a protein of 803 amino acids. The transcript has 3 exons. The record is from RefSeq and is a predicted model, not a curated record.
CCCCGCUGCCGCCGGCCGCCGCUGAGCCACCCCGAGACCAAGCUCGCCGCUCCCCAGCUCCGUCCUCGCCCGGUCCCCAAGCGCCCCGAGAAACAUGAUUCCAGUGACAGAGUUCCGGCAGUUCUCUGAGCAGCAGCCUGCCUUUCGGGUGCUGAAACCAUGGUGGGAUGUGUUCACCGAUUACCUCUCAGUGGCCAUGCUGAUGAUCGGUGUGUUCGGAUGUACUCUCCAGGUCAUGCAAGACAAGAUAAUAUGCCUUCCAAAAAGAGUUCAGCCUUCUCAGAACCACUCUUCCGCAUCCAAUAUCUCGCAAGCAAUUGCCAGUACAACCCCACUGCCUCCAACGAAACCAUCUCCUACCAACCCUGUCACUGUAGAAAUGAAAGGACUAAAGACAGAUUUAGACCUUCAGCAGUACAGUUUUAUAAACCAGAUAUGUUAUGAACGAGCCCUCCACUGGUAUGCCAAGUAUUUCCCUUACCUUGUCCUCAUCCAUACCCUGGUCUUCAUGCUGUGCAGCAACUUUUGGUUCAAAUUCCCAGGCUCUAGCUCUAAAAUAGAACAUUUCAUCUCAAUCCUGGGGAAAUGCUUUGAUUCUCCUUGGACCACACGGGCUUUAUCUGAAGUGUCUGGGGAGGACUCAGAAGAAAAGGAUAAUAGGAAGAACAAUGUGAGCAGGACAAACACAGUUCAGACUUGUCCAGAAGGCAGCCUGGUCAACUCUCAGUCUUUAAAAUCAAUUCCUGAAAAGUUUGUGGUGGACAAGUCCACUGCAGGGGCACUGGAUAAAAAGGAAGGUGAACAAGCAAAGGCCUUGUUUGAGAAGGUAAAGAAGUUCAGGAUGCAUGUAGAGGAAGGUGAUAUACUCUAUGCCAUGUAUGUUCGCCAGACUGUGCUGAAGGUCAUCAAAUUCCUAAUCAUCAUUGCAUACAAUAGUGCCCUGGUUUCCAAAGUCCAAUUUACUGUGGACUGCAAUGUUGACAUUCAGGAUAUGACUGGAUAUAAGAACUUUUCUUGCAACCACACAAUGGCACACUUAUUCUCAAAACUCUCUUUUUGCUAUCUUUGUUUUGUAAGUAUUUACGGACUGACAUGCCUUUACACCUUAUAUUGGUUGUUCUACCGUUCUCUCAAGGAAUAUUCUUUUGAGUAUGUCCGGCAGGAGACUGGAAUUGAUGACAUUCCAGAUGUGAAAAAUGACUUUGCUUUUAUGCUUCACAUGAUAGAUCAGUAUGACCCUCUGUAUUCCAAGAGAUUUGCAGUAUUCCUCUCAGAAGUGAGUGAAAAUAAGUUGAAGCAGCUAAAUUUGAACAAUGAGUGGACUCCUGAUAAACUGAGGCAGAAACUACAGAUGAACGCCCACAACCGACUGGAAUUGCCUCUCAUCAUGCUCUCCGGCCUUCCAGAUACAGUUUUUGAAAUCACAGAGUUACAGUCACUGAAACUUGAAAUCAUCAAGAAUGUAAUGGUCCCAGCCACCAUUGCACAGCUAGAGAAUCUUCAGGAACUCUCUCUACACCAGUGUUCCGUCAAAAUCCACAGCUCAGCACUCUCUUUCCUUAAGGAAAAUCUCAAGGUCUUGAGUGUCAAGUUUGAUGACAUGAGGGAGCUGCCUCCUUGGAUGUAUGGACUCCGCAAUCUGGAAGAGCUCUAUUUGGCUGGCUCUUUAAGCCACGAUAUUUCCAAAAAUGUUACCCUGGAAUCUCUACGGGAUCUCAAAAGCCUUAAAAUUCUCUCUAUCAAGAGUAAUGUGUCCAAAAUCCCUCAGGCCGUGGUGGAUGUUUCCAGCCAUCUUCAAAAGAUGUGUAUCCAUAAUGAUGGCACCAAGCUGGUAAUGCUCAACAAUUUAAAAAAGAUGACCAACCUGACAGAGCUGGAGCUGGUCCACUGUGACUUGGAGCGCAUCCCUCAUGCUGUGUUCAGCUUGCUCAGCCUACAGGAAUUGGACCUCAAAGAAAAUAAUCUGAAGUCCAUAGAAGAGAUAGUUAGUUUCCAGCACUUGAGAAAGCUGACUGUGCUAAAACUGUGGCAUAACAGUAUCACCUACAUCCCAGAACACAUAAAGAAACUCACCAGCCUGGAGCGCCUGUCCUUCAGUCACAAUAAAAUAGAGGUGCUGCCUUCCCACCUCUUCCUAUGCAACAAAAUCAGAUACUUGGACCUAUCCUACAAUGACAUCCGCUUCAUCCCUCCUGAGGUCGGGGUGCUGCAGAGUUUACAAUAUUUCUCCAUCACGUGUAACAAAGUGGAGAGUCUUCCUGAUGAACUCUACUUCUGCAAGAAACUUAAGACUCUGAAGAUUGGGAAGAACAACUUAUCCAUAUUGUCUCCAAAAAUUGGAAAUUUACUCUUUCUUUCCUACUUAGAUGUCAAAGGCAAUCACUUUGAAAUUCUUCCUCCAGAACUGGGUGACUGUCGGGCCCUGAAGCGAGCAUGCUUAGUUGUAGAAGAUGCUCUGUUUGAAACUCUGCCUUCUGAUGUCCGGGAGCAAAUGAAAGCAGAAUAACUUAUUUUUUGUCAAAAGUUUGACUGAAACAUGCUUCUACCAAAUACAGUAUAAUAAUUAGGUAGUCCUAAUGCCUUUCCUAUUUUAUUUUAUUUUUUUCUUUUCACACAAAACAAUAUGUACACAGGUUGAGUAAGCGUUUGUAUUUUUAAUAAAAAUUUAUUUCUAUUUUUUCAAUAUUAAUAUUUUUAAGUUUAAUUUGUGCUGGAACCUCAUGUAUUCAUAAGUGUUUUCUACUGAGAGAAACAGAUGGUUCCAUCUGUGUUUUGUUUUGUUACGGUUAGUUUCUUAGUUUUCAUUGUUUUUGUUUCGUUCUGUUUUGUUUUUCAAGUUCUAUGUAAA